GUCAUCUUAUCAUAUAUAUUUAUUCUGUAACGCGACGACGCCUUCAGACCAUCAUUUAAGUGUUGAUCUCAGUCAUCUUAUCAUAUAUAUUUAUUCUGUAACGCGACGAUGCCUUCAGACCGUCAUUUAAGUGUUGAUCUCAAGUCAUCAUAUUGUAUUUAUUCUGUUGUAAGACAUUGACCAUUAUUUUCAUCUGAUGUGUGGUAGUGAGCCAAUAUGACAUACGACGGUAUAUAUGGUAUGUCUCAAAUCUGCACAGUUGUCUGUAGCAGUUGUCAGAGUCAUUUAUAUGACAUCUCAUUAGAAAGGGUGUGAUAUAGACCGUUUCAAAAUAUGUAAACAUCACUGGUCCAGAAGCACUUCCUGUUUCAGGUUUUUAACACUAGAUAAACGUUGGGAUAAAAUAAACCAACAGAACAUAUAGAACUGAAUUAACUGAAGUUAAACAACCAUCUUAAAUAUAAUAAUGAUAUAUGUGAAAUAAACAAAAAUACUGUCACAAACUGUAACAGGAAGUGUUUCUGGACCAGUGUUGUUUACAUCUUUUGAAAUGGUCUAUACAUGAUUUAGAUUUUAAAUACCAUGGUUGUUCUGCCUUUUUAAAUAACAUAAAUUAAAAUUUAAUAGUGUCAUAGAAUGGUGUCAAGAGUAUAACUACUGUAUCAAUGAAACAUGAUCUAAAUUCUUGCUUCUGUGUAUAAAGGACAGCAAGUGGAAAUAAGAGUUGAGAGAAUGGAAGAUGUUGAAGUAUUAAAACGUUUGAAAAUGAAGAGGCCAACAUUCAAAGUUGGAAGUGUUGGGCCAUAUAACAUCCAAAUAAAUAGUUUGACCACUUUAGUGGAAGACGACAAAGUUUCUGAUGAGGUCAUGGAUUCCAUAUGUGAUGUUCUAAGCAGGAUUCGCCCAGGUGUUGUACAUAUAAAUUCUCAGGCACUAACCAAAAUAUUGGAUGGGUCCAAAAGGGCAAAAAGCCACUAUUUUAUCAAGAAUAACAUUUUUGAGGGGACAACAGAGGUGUUUGGCCCUUAUCUCGAGGGUGGUAAUCACUGGACAUUUUUUCAUUGCAAUGUUGACAAAAGAUGUAUCACUUACUUUAACUCCUUUGGAGAGAUGGAGUGGCAGUGCCAAGCAAUUGCCCAACACUGGUGUGAUUUUGCCACUGCAAGGGGAGUUCAAGGAGAGUGGGUCCUCAAAACUACAAAACACAGUUUGCAAACAGACUCUGUCUCAUGUGGUGUCCACACACUUGCAUUUGCCACAGAAUUUAUAAAGUCUGGUGGUUGCAUUACCUCCUUCCAGUGCCCUGCAAUACAACAGGAGAGAACGCGCCUUGCCUUGCUUUUGUACCGGUCUUUAGACCGAACCAAAACAUGUGGAAUUUGUUCCAAAAAUGUGUUGGGGAGAAAAAGAGCAACAUGCACCUGUGGGGCAGUGCUGCAUUUACAGUGUGCAGCCACACCUGUGUGCUACAUAUGCCAAGAUGACAGCAACUUGUUAUCCCAGAUCUCUUUGCCUACAGCAGCCACGUCAGCGCUCCUGGCUGACACUGACCUGGUAGAACAAUUCUCUAGAUCUGCAGAAUGCUCUGCACUACAACAGGGUCAACAAAAAGGAUGUUCCACCCAAUGUAUUGCAGCAGCCUAGAAAGGCAAAGACAAAGGUGACAAUAUUCAGCACCUUAACAGAGGGAGAGGCAGAAGACCUUGCCAAAGGCUUUGGCAUGGCAUUGGCUAAACAUGUGCCCAAAGAGAAGCUACUUACUGGGAUACCUGAAGACGACAUUCCAGCAACGCUGCGAAGCAUUGAAAGAAUGAAGAUUAACAUGCAAAACCUAGGACCUGAAUCUGAGUUGGAUUUGGCCACUCACCGCUUUGGGCCCACAGCAGCUGAUGUUUUCUUUUCUUUUUUAGAGGACUCUUUAAAA
This is a messenger RNA of Paramisgurnus dabryanus, 1924 nucleotides long. RefSeq lists its product as uncharacterized. The record is from RefSeq and is a predicted model, not a curated record. Lineage: Eukaryota; Metazoa; Chordata; Actinopteri; Cypriniformes; Cobitidae. Gene Ontology annotation, molecular function: cysteine-type peptidase activity. Gene Ontology annotation, biological process: proteolysis.